Molecule: messenger RNA, 1498 nt
Organism: Prunus mume (Japanese apricot)
Lineage: Eukaryota; Viridiplantae; Streptophyta; Magnoliopsida; Rosales; Rosaceae
Product: RNI-like superfamily protein
Biological process (GO): SCF-dependent proteasomal ubiquitin-dependent protein catabolic process
Cellular component (GO): SCF ubiquitin ligase complex
Molecular function (GO): protein binding
Source: RefSeq, a predicted model, not a curated record
UUGAUGAGGUAAACUGUUUUCCUGUCUCUUGGGGUCGUUAUCGUUCAAAGACUAAACUCCUCUGCCGUAAAUGUGGGGUUCAUAUUGGUUAUGGUUAUGGAGACUCUUCUGUUCUUUGUGGUUUUGACUCUCCCAACUCAUCUACUUCAGCUUACAGAAAGUUCACUGUAAAAAUACGAGCUCUACAGCCUUCUGAAGAGUGCUAAGAUGCAACCUACUUGUAGUUCUAGUACUAAUGCUCUUACUUCCAUCAUGGACCUUCCAGAUGAUUGUCUCGUUUUUAUUUUUCAAUGCCUUGAUUCUAGUUCUGACCGCGAAUCCUUUGGCUUGACUUGCCAUCGCUGUCUUUGUAUUCAAAAUCUUAGCCGUCGGUCCUUACAUUUUCAAUGUUCAUUCAGACAGCUUGACAUUUCCUCAUUAUCACAUUCAAAUAACCAUGUUAACAUCAACACCUAUCAUCUCCAUAGGCUGCUUACUCGCUUUCAGCAUUUACACUCAUUGUCCUUAUCUGGCUGCACAGAGCUACCUGAUUCAAGCUUGGAACAUUUGGUAAAUUAUGGGUCAAAGUUGCACACCCUUAUUCUGGAAUGUUGUUUUCGUAUUACUAAUCAUGGGUUGUCUGUGGUAGCUACUGGUUGUCCAUCAUUACAAGUGAUCAGCCUUUACCGUUGCCAAAUUUCUGAUUUUGGGUUAGAAAGUUUGGCUAAUUCUUGCUCAAUUUUAAAGGAUGUGAAUCUCUCUUACUGCUAUUUUAUUACUGAUCAUGGGUUAAGAGCUCUUUCACAAGGCUGUCGUCAACUUCAGGCAGUUAAGAUAUCACAUUGUAAGGGCGUAACUGGUAUUGGCUUUAAAGGUUGUUCAUCAACUUUAGCUUAUGUAGAAGCUGAAUCAUGUAAGCUCAAGUCAGAGGGCAUUUCGGGAAUUGUAAGUGGAGGUGGGAUUGAAUAUUUAAAUAUAUCCGGUUUAAUCUUGUCCAAUGGUGGAAAUGGUUUGGCAACAAUUGGGAGUGGAUUUGCCUUCAGCCUUAAAAUUCUUAACCUUCGGCAGUGCAGAACUGUUGGCGAUGAGUCUAUUGUAGCAAUUGCAGAAGGUUGUCCGCUUCUUGAGGAAUGGAACUUGGCAUUGUGUCAUGGGGUCAGGAUAGUUGGUUGGUCUUCUAUUGGGAUGAAUUGUCACAAAUUGGAGAAACUCCAUGUGAACCGGUGUCGGAGUCUAUGUGAUGCUGGAUUACUGGCUUUGCAAAAUGGUUGCAAACAGCUCUCUGUUCUGUACAUGAACGGUUGUUCUAGGAUUACUUCAACAGCAAUAGAGUUGUUCAAAUGUUAUAGGAGUGAUGUUACCAUCAAGGAAGAAGAAAAAAUGUGUAUAGGGGCUUAUGUGGGCAUUUAGAUUAUAUUGGACGAAAAGAAAUUUGACUUAUUUGACAUGAAAAUGUCUAUGAUAUCCUUAAAGGAGUUGUAAUUUUUCUAAAUAUUUAUUGAAUUGAUGAUGAAAUUAA